This is a messenger RNA of Aureococcus anophagefferens, 885 nucleotides long. RefSeq lists its product as hypothetical. The transcript has a single exon. The record is from RefSeq and is a predicted model, not a curated record. Gene Ontology annotation, biological process: thiamine biosynthetic process. Bases 1 to 885 code for a protein of 294 amino acids. Gene Ontology annotation, cellular component: cytosol. Gene Ontology annotation, molecular function: hydroxymethylpyrimidine kinase activity; phosphomethylpyrimidine kinase activity. NCBI's taxonomy places the organism in Eukaryota, Pelagophyceae, Pelagomonadales, Pelagomonadaceae.
AUGCCUCCGAAGGUGCUGCUCAUCUCGGGCUCGGACAGCGGCGGCGGCGCGGGCCUGCAGGCGGACGUCAAGGCCUGCGCGGCCCUGGGCUGCUACAGCGCCAACGCCGUCUCCGCGCUGACGGCGCAGAACACGGUCGGCGUCCACGGCGUCUUCGGCGUGCCGCCGGCCUUCGUCCUGGCGCAGAUGGACGCCGUGCUCGACGACAUCGCGCCCGACGCGGCGAAGACGGGCAUGCUCGCGACCGUCGACGUCAUCGAGGCCGUCGCCGGGCGCCUCGCCGCGGCCGUGGCGGCGGGCGGCCUGGCGAAGGGCGUCGUCGUGGACCCGGUCAUGGCCGCGGCGUCGGGCGACGCCUUGGUCGAGCCCGACGCCGUCGCGGCGAUUCGCGACGCGCUGCUGCCCGUCGCGACCGUCGCGACGCCGAACCGCUUCGAGGCGGGCAUGCUCCUGGGCGAGGCGCCGCCGGCGUCCCUCGCCGCGGCGCGGGACGCGGCCGCGCGGCUGCGGACCGCGCGCGGCGCGCGCUGCGUGGUCCUCAAGGGCGCGCCGCUCGGCGCCGGCGAGGCGCUGGCGGGCGACGCCGCCUGGGUCGGCCCGCCGCGCGCGCCGGGCGCCGCCGUGCUCGUCGACGUGGUCUGCGGGGACUGGGGCACGCGCGAGCUCGCGUGCAAUCGCGUGGACACGCGGAACACGCACGGCACGGGCUGCACCUACGCGUCGGCCAUCGCCGCCCGGCUCGCGGCGGGGCUCGACACGCUCGACGCCAUCGCGGCGGCGAAGGCGUACCUCGACGCCGCGCUCCGCGCGUCCGCGGACCUCCGCGUCGGCACCGGCACGUACGGCCCCAUCAACCACGCGUUCGAGACGGCGAAUUGGGCGUAA